Messenger RNA from Paramecium sonneborni, 513 nucleotides. NCBI's taxonomy places the organism in Eukaryota, Ciliophora, Oligohymenophorea, Peniculida, Parameciidae. The record is from the annotation of a GenBank genome assembly.
UAUGGUAAAAUAAUAAAAAAUUCAAUAUAAUUAUUAUUCCUUUUCAAUCAGAUUCUAACAAUUCAAAAUUGAAUUAUUGUACGAUGAUGUAAAUAUUAAUAGUAAGACUUUAUCAAAAGCAAAUAAAAAUCCAAAUACUACUAUUUUAAUAAAUAUUUUAUUCAGUGUUAUUUUUAGAAAGAAAAAGAGAAAAAAGUUGUGGAAUUUUAAUAAAAAUUUCUAGAAUUAGUUCAAAUUUUUAUUUGAAACAACUAAGAAUCCCUCAAUCUUUAUUAAAGAAUUUACCAUUCAAAUAAGUGAUUUCAAAAAACCUCAAAACAUUUAGUACAUUAAAAGAGUUUGUGUAUUAAUACUUUAAAUAAUACAGAAAGAAGACUAGGGCAGACCUUUUGAUAAUAUAAACAGUAAUUUGAAACAUUUGUUACUGAUAUUCAUAAAUACUCAGACUAUUCAAUUAAUCAGAGAUUUUUUUGAAAGUUUGAUCUCAUCCACACAUAAAUUUGAUUAGUGAUA